This is a messenger RNA of Osmia bicornis bicornis, 8147 nucleotides long. RefSeq names its product polycomb protein Asx (gene Asx). The record is from RefSeq and is a predicted model, not a curated record. NCBI's taxonomy places the organism in Eukaryota, Metazoa, Arthropoda, Insecta, Hymenoptera, Megachilidae. Gene Ontology annotation, biological process: positive regulation of transcription by RNA polymerase II; animal organ morphogenesis. The coding region runs from base 551 to 3970 and encodes 1139 amino acids. Gene Ontology annotation, cellular component: PR-DUB complex. The transcript has 7 exons. Gene Ontology annotation, molecular function: chromatin binding; DNA binding.
AUUGUAGUCUACAUAAUAUAGUUUUGUUCUUAUUUUGAAUUAGUUUGUAUAAACUCUUUUGGGAACUUAAUUUAUAAUAAAGAAUAUUCAUAAUACAAACUAUUAUAUCGAAUUUAAUGAAAAUAGUAUUUGUAUCAAACUAGAAAGCACUCUAUGAGAUGGCGCUUUCAUGGUAUAAAUAUGUAAAUACAAUAUGGCCGAUAGAAGCGGAACGUUGCGAGUGUUUCCGAAUGGCAUUUUGCCAAUGGAUUAAAAUACAGUGAAGUUCAGAAAUUUAUUCGAAUUUCGUAUGUAAACAGUUCUUUGAACGAUAUGGAUUGAAAGCUACGAUACAUAUCGUUUAAGUUUUUUAAUUCUAUCAAAAUGUCACUUAGGUGCUAUUAUUAAAGAAUGUUUAUUUCUCAAGUUGGAGUAAGCAGUUUUGGAAUCUUUCGUGACAAUAUGAAAUAAAAUACAUAAAACUCAUGUUUGAGUGAACGCAUUAAUAUCGUGGGUUCACAUUCGAUUUGCCGGCAUUUCGAUCAACGAUGUUCGCAGUAUAGGUACUGUCAUGGACACAGAUGUAGAACUUGCCAAAGGUGAAGGGUGUGAAACUAGUCCAGGUUGUUCUGGCUAUUCUAGCAUGGUGCACAGUAAAAAAGUUAUCAAACAUGCAUUACGACAGCAGGCCAAGAGGCGUAGGAAAAAUACAACUAUUGCAGCUGGUAAUUCUCGUACUCUUCCAAGAAUUGUUGUUAAACCAUUACCUCCACCUCCACCAAAUGAUCCACCGUCUCCAGUCAAUAAUGUACAGCAUAUUAACACUACAACUGAAGAGCCUGCUGCCACAAUGAGGGAAGUCUUAGCAAGUUUGCCAGGAUUUAGUUUAAAACCUGGGCGUAGACGAUCAACUAAAAGGUUGUCAGCAACUGCACAAUUAGAGGCUGGUCUUGUAGAUCUCGAGUCUCCAGCAAGUAUUCUAGCAAGUACAAGCUUACGUGCUCUUUUAAAUAGGCAUACUUUUCAAGGUUUACCACCUCUGUAUCAAAGAAAACUUGCACAGCUUUUACCAGCAGUAGAUAGACAGGAUGCUGCUAUAUCUGGACUGAAUAAUGAAUUUUUUGCAAGAGCAUGUUUAGAAUGGCGUAAGCGUUUAGCAGAGGGAGAGUUUACUCCAGAAAAUCAACAACGAUUGAAGAUGGAAGCUGAGAGAGAUAAGAAUAAGUUAGAUCCCUGGAAAGUGAAACAUUUUGAACCUAUCUGGGGUGAAAAACGUGAACCUAAAUUUCGAUCAGGUCUUCAUUGUAUUUUGGAAUCAAGAUCUGGAGGAGCGGUAACACGUUCAAGUUUAAGACUUCGUUUAGAAUCUAAUGUAGAUACACCGGUAUUGGAUGCUCCUUGCCCUGUUAUUAUAUCUGAAGAUAAAAUUGAAGAAGAUAACUGUAAAGUUGAAACAGGUAUAAAUAAUUCAGAUGAAUUGAAUGAUACAACAGGUAUACCAGAAUUAUUACCAGCACAUUAUAACGAAGCAACGCAUGCAUCAAUUGAUGAAAAGCAUAUAGAAUCUGUAAACAUAAGUUCUGUAGAAACAAUAGCAGACGCUGAAAUGCAUCAAGAUAAGUUAGAAGAAGAUGAUAAGGUUAUUAAUCUAACAGAAAAGCAAGAUACGAUCGAAGAAAAGGAAGCAGUAACACAAGUUUGCCAAGAAAAAGUUUCAAACACGUAUGACGACGAAAUUCAUUUACCUCAAAGUGAAAAGAGCCUUCAACCAAUGGAGAAUCACCUUCUUGAAGUAUCAGAAGAAGAUACGAUGCUUUUACCCGAAGAAACUACUUCGCCGAGAUCUAGUGAACAAAUGGAACAAAUAUCUCAUACAUCUAGAGAAACAUCGUCUCAAUUAUCGGUAGAAUGCACACCUCAGUCUUCGGUUGAUCAAGUACCUCAAAUACCAAAAGAACAAAUAUCUCAAAUGUCGGAGGAACAAAUUUACCCUCUGUCCGACUGUGAAACCACAACUAUGCUCGAAACUUCACCACCGCACGAGCAAGUUAGACCAACAGAAAUUGUGAUGGAAGAUUCUACCUUAAUCAAUAAUAAUCAAAGUGAAACAACUCAAAUUACUCACGAGAACCCAGCAGACGGUGAAUCACAAAUUCCCGAAGGAAUGGAGAUCGACAGUGAAACAUUACAACGUAUCCAUGAAUUGGAGGUAAGAGGAGAAAUGCGUGAAGCAUACGAAGAAAUUUCAGGAUGUCCCGAAGAAAUAAUGUACCCUAUACUUGAUGGAAUGGAAAUGGGAUCAAACAGUGCAGAAGAAACUGAAACACAAGUAGUUUCAGGACCGUCAGAAGCUCCUAGAGAUCAGCAAGAUGUAAAUAAUGGAAAUGAAGAUGAAGCUCUUAGAGAGGCUAAUAAUUAUGUUUGUUCUGAAAUGUUGGAAUGUAGUUGGCCAGUAGAUCCCACAGUUAAUAAUAUUAGUAAUAAUAACAGGACGCAAGAAGAACUUCAAGUUCCAUGGCCGUUAGUAGCAGCAGCUCUUGACGGAUCUGUAGCUGCUAACAUUACGGUAACUACUCAAGAUGAAUGCAAUGAUGCACCAACAUCAACCGACUCGACAAAUCCACCUCAACAGUUUAUCAACGCGGAUUCUAACGUAGAAUCAAUGAAUUGUAUUCAGUUACCAGUUGUUCAAGGAACUUCAUUUCAGUCCGAAGGUCUUGCAAUUGGCACACCAGGCACGAGUUGUAUAAUGAAAAACUUUCAGUCUCAGAGUUCUCCUAUCAUUGCUUUUCCACAAUUGCAAUCGAUAAGAUUCGUGCAAACCAGUUUUCAUUCUGAUCAAAAUACUACCCCGACUUUGAACAGCACAUCACCGAUUACGGCUCAGAUUCAAAAUCAACAGAACACGAGCUCGCAAGUGAAUAUAAUGAGAACGCAAGAAGAAAUCGUCCAAUUAAAUGCUCAAACUAAUAAUACACGGAAUAUUAGGAACAACGUAACACAGAAUCAAGUUUCGAACACCGUAACGGCGGCAAUCGGUGUACAACCUCAGAGUCGCGCACAAAAUACUAUCGUUAUUCAGCACCAAACGUCAGCUUCUACACAACCACGACAAGUUGUAGCAACUAUACAACAACAGCAACAACAACAACAACAACAACAGUAUCCUGGAGCAACAGUCGCGGUGUCCUCGAGAUCUUCCCGCUCCAGUAAUCAAGGUAGUCAGAGAGGUUCUAGAAGUAGUAAUAAAGAACAAGGAGGAGGUAGAUCUCGUAGUAGUACAAAAGAACCACCUGGAGCUGUAAAUUUGGAGCGCAGCUAUCAAAUAUGUCAAGCGGUUAUACAAAGUUCACCAAAUAGAGAUCAAUUGAAAGCUCAUCUAAAACCUCCACCUAGUUUACUUGCCAGAGGUGAUGGCGCAUUCACUACUAAUAAAUCUGGUGGCCGUACAAUUACGACCGUCAAAACUCAAAAACCAUCACAAACAAUACAAAACAAACAAGCUCAAAAUAAAACACAGGCAGUUAUGCUGAGACAUGUGUUUGCAACAGCACGUCAAGCUACGUCAGCAGAGGUUCCAGAAAGCAAUACUGUAGCACAAUUAGGAUCCACGGCAACAAGCGGAUUAGGGCAAUAUAUACUUGUACAAAGGACAGGUGUUGGAGAUAGCGCGCCAAGAGCAUCCUCUGCUCCACCUCUACCUCCACAAAUAGCAGGGAUGGGUGUUGGAGUGCAUUUGGUACGUGGCAGACCAGCCAGCGCGGGAGAGGGUUCGCACCAAGCCGUAACAUUGAAAGCAAGGGGUACCGAUGGUAGAGGAGGAGGUGGUGCCGAACCUGGUGCUCCUGGUAUGAUAAUGGGUGGCGAUCCACCACCUCCAUGUGAAUGCAAUAUGCGAGGUGCUAUGGUAAUAUGUCGCCAAUGCGGCGCGUUUUGUCAUGAUGACUGUAUCGGGCCUCAACGUAUUUGUGCUACUUGUCUGAUACGUUAAUCAUUGUUUAAUGAUUGUUUCUGUAUAAAUUAGAAAAACCGUAUUAACCAGAGUGCUGAGUAUUAAAUUACGGAAACGUAGCGACAACAACUUGGAAAUUUUUAUAUUUUCUUUGAAUUUUUAUUCAAACAUGUUGAACGAAUUUUAAGAUAGUUAAGAUUAUAUUUUCAGCUACCAGCCGAAUUUGUUGUUCAGCACUUUAGUAUAAGCGGUGAUUUACGUAAUUGAAAGAAUUAAUGGAUACAGUUGCAAUCAUUUCUAAAUUUUUUAAUCUUCAUUUUUGCUGUGAUUUUUCUUCAGUAUUAACUUACGUUUGCUUUUACAUAAAAAUGAUUUUAAGCUUCGUGAUAUAUUAUUGUAUUUGUUUUACAAUUAUGGACAUUCUUUAAUCAGAUUUUUAUAGAAUUGAAUUUUGAGGAAAAUAAAAUAUUUUUUAAAAUAUUUUUAUGAAUGAUUUUUAAAAAAGAAGUAAUACUUUGAUCAUUUUUAAUAAUCGAAAUAUUACAACUGUAUUCUUGUAAUUCUUAUUGAAGAAAUAAAAAUAAAUUUUGCAGUCAGACUCUAAUACUGUCUUCCAGUAAACAUCACAUUCUUUAAUAUGCAACUUUACUAUUUAUUUAUUGACAGAAGUUUAAGUUUAUUCUUAUUAUAUAGAAUAGAUUCCUGUACAUGCUGAUCUCAAACUUAUUGCAAAUAUCAGGAAAUCAUUCUUACAUGCUCUCUCAUAAUUUUUUGUUCUUAAGUAUGUACAUCAUUUUUAAGCAUUAGAACAGAUUUUCCACAUUAUUAUGAUAGACCAUCUUGUACAGGAAUGUUGUUUGAGAUGAAUAUUGAUGAGUAAUAUUAUUUAUCUACGAUUAUUGCAAUCGAAAAAUCUGAUUAGAUACUAAAAUGUAAAAUUUAAAUAUUUUAGCUUUAUCUCUCACUUUGUUAUGAACAGUUUUUUAGAAUAGCAUCAGAUACGUUAUUUGCUUUGUGUUUGCGUGGAAAUUAAACAUCGUGAAUGAGGUAUAAGAACGCAUAAAAGUAAUAUAAGUUUAACGGCUGGCAUUACAUUAAUUGUAUAUAAUUUGCAUUUCAGAUAUUCAUUUUUUAACUAUAUUUUUAUGAAAAAUAUCAUGAUUUUACAGACCCUCAAAGAUCGAGAUCCAUCAUGUAAUUUUAUUAUGCAAGCGUAGCUGAUACAUGAAUUACGAUUAUUACAUAUGUGCGUAUGAUACGUUAUGUCAUUGUCAUUAUCAUCAUCAUCAUCAUCGUCGUCAUUAUCGUCAUCAUCAUCGUCAUUUAUCUCGAUGGGGUACACGUAUUGAAAAAUUUUCAUAUUGAUAUGUUUCUUUGAAAUCAUUGAUAAGAAUACGUAGUAUUACUGCGAUUCGAUAGAACUAUUGUGUAUUUAUCGCUCAAAUGUAAAUAAAAUCAUUCGUUUAAUGUGUAAAUUUGUUUGAUAUGCGCAGUGAAUGUGACGAAUGAAGUACGAAUUUGAUGGCCGUGAGUGUUGCGAGAAUAAGCAACGUGCUGAAAAUAUAUAUGUACAUGUAUGUACGAAAAUAUUCUCUGUUUGAACAAACUAAAGGUAUAAAAUAGUAUUAAAUCAGAAAUGACGAUUCCUUUUAAAUAAUACAAUUAUUUCAACCGUUUGUUUUAAUUUUAGUGUAGAAUUAACUAGACGACGCUUUAAUGAUAAUAAGAAAUCAGGAGCAUGCGUAAGAGUUGAGGCAAUAAAUUUGAAGAUUUAAGAGUCUAAAUAAUUAAUAUCAACUUGAAAUUUUUCCUUUUAAUAAUUUUGACUUUUCUAUAAAUAAAGUGUUUUGAUGCUUGCCAUAAAAAAUAAAAUGAUAUGAUAAACUUUGGUUUGUAAAAAUUUCAAUGACUUGGAAUUUAAUAUAUAUAUUUGGUCAACUUCAUCAUAAAAACAAAGGUUUUAAUAAUUAUUAAUUGGCGUACAUAUAUAUUGCACAUAAAAAAUGAUAAAUUAAUAUAAUAAAUAAGUUCUUCAUUGUCAUCACAUAAAUCCUCUUACCCUUGUAAUAUCAUACCAUUGUGACUCUGUUAUUAGGAGUUUUAGUUUAGUUUUAUUACAAUAAUAUUCUACAAAUAGAAUUUCACGUUUCCCUGUUUUCUGCAUAAAGUAUUGUAGUGCUUUGUAUUACAUAGUUUUCUUCAGAAAUCUGUCAUUGUACAUUGUUUUGAGGUACUAUAAAGUGUUAUUUUGAUUUUUGGCUGAAAACCAUUGAAAAUCUACCUGAGACUAAAAAAAUAAAUUUUAUCCUUAACUGAAAUAAUCCACUCGUUCAUAGAGUUUAUCAAUGUACAUUCCAACAAAUUUUAUAGUUUUACUGUCAUGUAUACAAUUUGGUGCCAGCGUGUACCAGCAUUAAUCGUUAGUGCAAUUCGCAUUUUUCUUUUGUACUUUGAACCUUCACUGGUUAACGUUUGUACAUACAUUUUCUUUUCAAUAGCACUAAUCCGUGCAAACGAACAGCCACUUCAUUGUACUAAUUUCUCUAUAAACGUGACUGUAACAAGAGCCACUUUUUAAAUACAAUUUCCGUCAUAUCUCAAUUUGUUUUACCAUACAAUUAAUUUAUUUGAAAUUACAUUAGAUACGAUAGAAAACAAAGAAUCCUGUUAGAAUUCGAUAACAACACUAAAUUAUAAAUAAGAUAUACAUCAAACAAUAAUAUUAUCACAAAAUUAAAUUUUACUACACGUUCGCAUGAAUCCCACAACAUAUAUGUAUAUAUGUAUAUGUACAAUAUAAAGAAAUAUUAUUUUUCUCGUGAUUCCAUUGAAUUAAAUAAAUAAUUACAAUAAAUACUAGACAUACAAAAUAAUAAAUAAUAUCACAAAUAUUAUACAAAAGUUUAAAUUAACGAAUUUGAUUAGAACACGCUUAUAAUACAAUAAUUGUGCAUCCGACUUUGACCCUCUGUAUGAAAUAAAUACAUCUCUUAAAAUAAAUUAAUGUCAGGCGGACGCAAAAAGCGAUAAUUUUUUUUCGGGGUUAUCAGAAUGUUUGAUUGAUUCUUUUACUGGUUAAAUAUAUGUGUGCUUAUGUAUGCGUACCUCUCAUCUCGAUUAGAUUAUUAGUAAAAGUUGCAAAUAAAAGUAAAUAUGUCAAGAGCUGAGAAGAAUCAUUAAUAUGAAUAGAUGAAAAUGAAAUAAUGAUAGAACGCUAAUUUGCCAUCGUGCAUUUGAAAUAUUCGCAUUAAUAGGGUAAUUUACCGUAACUUGAUUUCGUCAUUGUUACGAAGAAACAAAUGUUCUGGCACAUACAUAUAAUAUAUAGAUUAAUGUCUUAACAUGUUUACUUUUACUUUUGCUUAUUGAUUCGCUUAUGAUAAUUUUCCUCAACUAAAGUUCACGUUAAAUGCAAUAUUACUUAGAUUUGGGGUUCACAACAAUGCGGGAGCAAAGGGAACAUAUAUGUACACAUUGGUAUUUGAGAAAAAUUAAUCAGAUUAAACAAGAAUUCUCAGUUUUUACGAACUGAGAAUGCACACAGCGCAUUGAUAAUAUAAUCGCUUUGUUUAAUUCACUUUUUAUUAUUACGAUAAUAUUAUUAGUAAUUAUUGAAUUGGGAAGCAAAAACAGUUCACCAUCAUUGAGGACCAAACGGAACAUUAGCCAUCAUAAUGAAACACUUAACUCUAACCAUAUCAUUUUUUUAAUUUGCAUGCAUUAACGAUCUACUUAAGUAUAAGCCUGAAUGUAAGUAGGUACGUAGACUAUAUUAGAUGCCACUGUGUGCCAAUUUCAUACUAAAUUCUCCUUUUAAAUUCCAUUUUCAUUUAAUUUUUCUUGCACACUAUUAUACUUCCAACAUUUAUCAUCUUUAAAUUUCAAGUGAAAAGUUUUUUCUUUCUUCUAAAAAAUAAUAGAUUUCCCUUCAAAAUCAUCUGCUAUGUGUUUGAAAUAAUAAUGUAUAAUUCUCUGUCGCUAUUAAAUUUUAGAACCGAUACAUUUGGAUACAUAAUCGUAAUUCGUACGACUUGAUUCGCUCGUUGUUUCAGAGAUACUAACUAUUUAUAGAAGAUUAAUAGCAUACAGGGAACAAGAAGACACUGGUACAAGGAGAAUAGAUCUAAUCUACGUGCCUCACUUAUCGGCAUAACAGCAUUUUACCCAUUAUUAGAAUUAAAAACAAGAUGCACCAUUUUUUUUUUUUUUUUUUUUU